Messenger RNA from Hippopotamus amphibius kiboko, 1956 nucleotides. RefSeq names its product mitotic spindle positioning (gene MISP). Bases 16 to 1956 code for a protein of 646 amino acids. NCBI's taxonomy places the organism in Eukaryota, Metazoa, Chordata, Mammalia, Artiodactyla, Hippopotamidae. The record is from RefSeq and is a predicted model, not a curated record. The transcript is spliced from 4 exons.
AGAGACCCCCAGAACAUGGACCGAGUGACCAGAUACCCCAUCUUUGGCAACCCCCACUCACCCCGCGUGGCCGGAGUGGCCUUCGAUGGUGACACCAGCUACACGUUUGAGGUGGUGGGCGUGGGGUCCGUAGCCAGGGGCUGGGGCCGGGAUGAGCCACCGGCAUGGCCUGCUGGCCACGAGGCCUCUCUGGAAGUGGUGCGGACGGGGACGUCCCGCAGCCCGUGUGCCUUCCCCGGCCGGCUGGCCCCGUGGCCGCCCUGCCCAGAGGAUGAGGAGGAUGAGGAGGUGAAGACCUACUACCUGGAGGCCAGGGACACCCCGCCCUGGCAGCCACAGGACCUGGAGCGGGAGCGUCAGGCGGUCAUUCAGGGCCAGGCAGUCAGGAAGAGUGGCACAGUGGCCACACUCCGUGGCGCCCCUGACCACGGGGAGCCCAGGAGCCCCGGCCGACCGCAGUCCAUGCCCCUGGAGGAGAAUGUGAUCGACAGGGAGCAGAUCGAUUUCCUGGCAGCCAGGCGGCAGUUCCUGAGCCUGGAGCAGACACAGCCCCCACCCAGGGCGGCCCACCCCGGUGCAGGGGCUCCUCGGAACCAACCCGGGGCCAGCCAGGCCUCCAAGGCCCUGAACGGGCUACCCUUGGCCAAUGGGCAUGCCAUUCCAGUCAAGCCUCAGGCGAAGGAGGCGGUCGCAGAAGAGGAAAGGGUCCACGGGUUGCCUACCAGGUCUGGUGCCCAAGCACUGGACCGCCCCGGUUCCCAGUCCCAAGAGGGGUCCCCAGAGCCCCCCAAGGAGACGCCCAUCGAGCGGGAAAUCCGGCUGGCCCAGGAGCGGGAGGCAGACCUCCGAGAGCAGAGGGGGCUGCGGCGGGCGGCCAGCCACCAGGAGCUGGUGGAGAUCCCCGCCAGGCCGCUGCUCAGCACGGUGAGCCUGAGCGCGGCCCCGCGGCGGGACAGGGGGCGCCCGUCGCUCUACGUGCAGCGGGACAUCGCUCAGGAGUCGCAGCGCGAGCAGGACCACCGGCGGGAAGGCCUGCAGGUGGGCCGGGCGUCCACGCCCGACUGGUCCUCCGAAGGCCCCCAGCCCCUCCUCAGGAGGGUCCACAGCUCAGACUCCAUCCUCAGCCCGACCCCAGACGCCAGCGUGGCCAGCCCCGCGCCAGAGGCGAGGAAGGUGAACCGCCUCCCACCUGAUGCCUACCAGGCGUACCUGAGACCCCAGACGCCCCCGGGCGCGUCCCCAGCCUUCCCCACCUACGGCAAGCCCCGCGGUCUCUCUGCAGACCAGGCCCGGCCUGUGGGCUCUGCGAAGGCCGCAGGGUCUCAGAAGCAUGCUUCGGAAUCCUCUGGAAAGCCUUCAGGCACAAAGCGGGAGGCUUCCCGGGGACCCCUGCGCACCAGCGGGGGUGUCGUGCGAUGGGAGUACUUCCGCCUGCGUCCCCUGCGGUUCGGUGUCCCAGAUGAGCCUGAGGAAGCUGAGGCCCCCCGCGUCUGGGGCUGGGAGGUGGCCGGGGCCCCGGCGCUGAGGCUGCAGAAGUCCCGGUCGUCUGAGCUGCUGGAGAGGGAGGUGGAGCGCGUCCUGCGGCGGGAGCGGGAGGUGGCCGAGGAGCGGCGGAGCGCUCUGUACCCUGCGGUCUUCUCCCCGCCGCCCGACGAGUGCUGCGGCCGGGACUCCAGGAGCUCCUCCCGCGCGUCCGGCAUCGCGGGCAGCGACUCGGUGUCGGAGUCACACUAUUUCAUCCCCAUCCACACGCACUCGGGCCUGGUGUGGGCAGCAGAGGCCCCCCCCGAGGACGCUCCCGGGCAGAGAAAGAAGAAUGGGCAGUGGUAUGCCGGCAUCAACCCCUCGGACCAUGUCAACUCAGAGGUCUUGGAGGCCACACGGGUGACCCGCCACAAGAACGCCAUGGCGCAGCGCUGGGAAGCCCGGAUCUAUGCCAGCGAGGAUGAGGACUGA